GGAGGAGGACAAGCCACGGCGCCCGGACAUGUCCAGGAGGAAGCAAGCCAAGCCCCGCUCGGUGAAAGUUGAAGAGGGUGAAUCUUCAGAUUUUGCUUUGACCUGGGACUCGUCAGUGACUCAAUCAGGUGGCCUGGGAGGAGAGCUGGAGAGCGAAGUGAAGGACAGCCAGGCCCUGGAAGAGAGGAACAGUGUGACGAGCCAGGAAGAGAGAAAUGAGGAAGAUGAAGACAUGGAGGAUGAGUCAAUUUACACCUGCGAUAACUGUCAGCAGGACUUCGAUUCACUGGCAGACCUGACUGAACACAGGGCACACAACUGUCCUGGAGGUUGUCUGUUUCAAACAGCAGCAGAGCUAUAUAUGGAUAUUGCCAGCUUGGAAGCAGCUGAUUUUUCUAAACUACUGUACGACCGGAGUAUCCGAAGAGCUCAGGUUGCAUCGAGCACAUGCUGCACUAAAAGAUAAUAAGCACAUGCCCUCUUCAGCUUUUUGGGGGAAAUUCAGGCCAAGAAAAGGCGCAGUUAAAUAAAGCGCACCCCCUUAAAGUUACGAGCACACGGCUCCAAACUCAGCAGAGCGUGCUCUUACGGACAGGGAAAAUCAAUGGCUUUUUCAGGUCACCAG
Messenger RNA from Pseudopodoces humilis (Tibetan ground-tit), 625 nucleotides. NCBI's taxonomy places the organism in Eukaryota, Metazoa, Chordata, Aves, Passeriformes, Paridae. The record is from RefSeq and is a predicted model, not a curated record.